GGAAUGCUAUCUUUUUGUUUGCUUCGUUUUUUAAUCACCUUGUUGUGUAGCUCUACUCAGAGAAAGUCCAGUUGAUGUAUUGAUAAGCAGCUAGUUUUGACUCGUUCUGCUUUUUUAUACUCCCAGUUCUCUCCCACACCAACCAGUAGUGGAGAACUCUGAAAGCUCUGAGCACUGGCACGACUUUGUGAGUGCUUGUCAAGGAAUUAAUUCCAAAACUCCACCCCUGAUUCUGCAUUUCAAAGUUCUUUUGACAAAACCAAUACUCAGCAUUAGCAAGCAAAAUACCGUGAGAUUAACAUUAAGUGUAUUAUGAAACAUAAUGUAAUGAAAGUGUAAUAUCUACUAAACUUUAUUUGUAAGUGAUUAGCAAGUACUGUAUAUUAAUUUUUAGGGCUGGUCUUUCUACUUUCUGGGAAUUCAUACCAAUUAUUUCUUUUUAUGUGACAUUCUUAAAUAUGCCUGGAAAAGGAUGUUAUAAGUGAAAUACAGGGAUUUAAUUUAAUAUGCUACAGUUCUUCCUGGUAUCUGAUAUUUCUGUUGAUUCUGUUGAAUGGGGUGAUAUGAACUGUUUAGAGAUCACCAGGUGCAGAAAUACCACCUACUCAAUUGAAAUGGGAAAGACUUGGGAAGGAAGAGCUAUUGGUGACUGACACAUGCUUGCUUAAGUAGACUUGUUUGAGAGUUUCCACUGAAAAUGGAAGAAGGCUGCAGCUUUACUCUACAGAUAUGUUCAUCUGUACCUUCCUCUCAUUUGUAAUGCCUCUGCAUGCAGUAUUUUCACAAAACUGUUAAAUGUGGUUUGUUGCUGCCUUUGACAUUUUUACAUGGGCAAUUACCUAUACAAUGUGAACUUUCUGAGCAAAAUUUCUCACGGAAUUCUCUUUUUUUUUCCUUCAGGGACAUCCCAGUAAUUUACACCAUAUAAUGGCAGCAAAUGUUCAGAUGUCUAUCAUCCGAAGUAGUGCUCCUGGUCCCCCUUUACACAUUGGAGCUUCUCACUUACCCCGAGGUGCAGCAGCAGCUGCUGUGAUGUCCAGCUCUAAAGUAACCACAGUUUUGAGGCCAGCUUCACAGUUGCCAAAUGCAGCUACAGCUCAGCCAGCUGUUCAGCACAUCAUUCAUCAACCAAUCCAGUCUCGUCCUCCUGUGACAACUUCAAGCACUAUCCCUCCCGCUGUAAUAGCAACAGUCUCAGCCACAAGAGCUCAGUCGCCAGUUAUUACUACAACAGCUGCACAUGCUACAGAAUCAACCCUUAGUCGGCCCACUCUCUCUAUCCAGCAGCACCCACCUUCUGCAGCUAUUAGUAUUCAGCGCCCUGCACAACCACGGGACACGGCAACUCGGAUCACGCUGCCAUCUCACCCAGCUAUAGGCACACCAAAACAGCAGCUCCACACCAUGGCUCAGAAAACCAUUUUCAGUACUGGUACUCCAGUGGCAGCAGCAACAGUGGCACCUAUUUUGGCAACCAAUACUAUUGCCUCAGCAACCACAGCUGGUUCUGUCUCUCAUACCCAAGCUCCUACAAGUACAAUUGUUACCAUGACAAUGCCUUCCCACUCUUCCCAUGCCACUGCUGUGACCACCUCAAACAUCCCAGUUGCUAAGGUGGUUCCUCAGCAAAUCACGCACACUUCUCCUCGGAUCCAGUCUGAUUAUACAGCAGAAAGGAGUAAUCUCAUUCCCAUAUCUGGACAUCGAGCAUCUCCAAACCCAGUUGCAAUGGAAACAAGAAGUGACAACAGGCAGUCAGUGCCAGUCCAAUUCCAGUACUUCUUACCGACUUAUCCGCCUUCUGCCUACCCUCUGGCUGCGCACACUUACACCCCCAUCACCAGCUCUGUGUCCACCAUCCGCCAGUACCCUGUUUCAGCUCAAGCCCCCAAUUCUGCCAUCACAGCUCAAACUGGUGUAGGAGUAGCCUCUACUGUGCACCUCAAUCCCAUGCAGCUUAUGACUGUAGAUGCAUCUCAUGCCCGUCACAUCCAGGGGAUCCAGCCAGCACCUAUCAGUGCACAGGGAAUCCAACCAGCACCUAUCAAUGCACAGGGGAUCCAGCCUGCACCAAUUGGAACACAAGGACUCCACCCAACUGCACCAAUUGGUACACAAGGACUUCAGCCUGCACCAAUCAGUGCUCAGCAGCCACAAACAGAAACAAAAACUUCAGCAGUGGUCUUGGCAGAUGGAGCCACCAUUGUGGCCAAUCCUAUUAGUAAUACGUUCAAUGCAGCUCCAGCAGCGACCACAGUGGUACAAACUCACAGCCAGAGUGCCAGCGCCAGUGUACCAGCCCAGGGCUCAUCCCCACGUCCAAGCAUCCUCCGAAAGAAACCAACUACAGAUGGACUGGCAGUCCGGAAAAGUCUGAUUCCCCCUCAGCCUUCUGAGGUAGCUAGUACUCGCGUGGAGAGCUCUAUGCGGAGCACAUCUGGAUCACCCAGGCCUGCUGGUGCCAAGCCUAAACCAGAAAUCCAUGUCUCGAUGGCUACUCCAGUCACUGUGUCUAUGGAGGCAGUGUCCAAUCAAAGCAGUGAGCAGCCCACCAUUGCAGUCCCACCUACCUCUCAGCAGCCUCCAUCUGCCAUUCCAACAAUUAUUGCAGCAGCUAGUCCACCUUCUCAGCCCACAGCACCUCUGUCAACCAUUCCAGGAGCAGUUCCAGCUGUGCCAGCCACUUCUACCACAAUUGUACCUGCUCCUCCACCUCCAUCAACCAUGAGUGGAGCUCUUGCCACGGUAUUGGGACCCCCACCACCAGAGAUAAAAAUCAAAGAGGAAGCAGAACCUAUGGACAUAAUGCGACCAGUCUCGGUUCCUCCAUUGACUACAAAUACCAUGUCUCCAUCUCUCGCAUUGCUGGCCAACAACCUUUCAAUGCCCCCAAAUGACUUGCCACCUGGUGCCUCCCCAAGGAAAAAGCCCCGGAAGCAGCAACAUGUAAUAUCCACAGAGGAAGGAGAUAUGAUGGAGACUAACAGCACUGAUGAUGAGAAAUCCACUGCCAAAAGUCUCCUCGUGAAAGCAGAGAAGCGCAAGUCUCCUCCAAAAGAAUAUAUAGAUGAAGAAGGUGUGAGGUAUGUCCCUGUGCGUCCAAGACCCCCUAUCACAUUGCUUCGUCACUAUCGCAACCCCUGGAAAGCUGCGUAUCACCACUUUCAGAGAUACAGUGAUGUCAGAGUGAAAGAAGAGAAGAAGGCUAUGCUGCAGGAGAUUGCCAAUCAGAAAGGAGUAUCCUGCCGUGCACAGGGUUGGAAAGUCCAUCUCUGUGCAGCACAGUUACUGCAGUUGACUAACCUGGAGCAUGACGUGUAUGAGCGCUUAACCUCCCUGCAGGAAGGGAUAAUCCCCAAGAAAAAGGCAGCAACUGAUGACGACUUACAUCGAAUAAAUGAACUGAUACAGGGGAACAUGCAGAGGUGUAAACUUGUAAUGGAUCAGAUCAGUGAGGCCCGAGACUCUAUGUUGAAAGUCUUGGAUCACAAGGAGCGUGUUCUGAAGCUCUUAAACAAGAACGGAACUGUCAAGAAAGUGUCCAAAUUAAAGCGAAAGGAGAAGGUCUAGAGCCAGAAGAAUAAAGACUCUGGAAAUGGCGAACAUGUAUAGAAUGGAGUUGUUCCAUUUUUUUUAUUUUGGGUUUACUUUUAAGUAGAGCAUCUGAUUAAAAAGAUGAGUUCUAGAGAACCCAGAUGGGUGUGUGGAGCCCAGUGACCUGGAAUGAUUGGCAUGGCUCUGUCAUAAUGGACACAUUUUUGUUGCUCAUGCUCAUCUGUUUUAAACUCUUUGCAGUCAUCACAUUUGUUUAACCCUUCUGAUGUGUCAGUGCCUACAAACUGGUACCUAUGAUGCAGAGUGUGAUGAACAGCCCCCUUUUCCAUUUAGCGGUAACUUACAGGUUUGUUCAUGGAUUCCUGCAGGAGACCUCAAGAAUCUAAUCUGAAAGUAUUGGCUCAGACUGCCAUGAACUUUUCAAAUUAUUGAAAAUGACACCACUUCCAGUCACCCUCCCAUUCAGUUCUUCUGACUUUCCAGUGUCUGAAGUAGCCUUCUUAAACCAGUGCCAUUGAACUAAAUCUGUCACAUUUAGAAGCUCCCGGUUCUGAAGUCCUAGCUGUCAAUUUUUUUAAGAACCAUUUCAAAGUGAUUUUGUAGUAUCUGUUGUGUGUGUCCAUGUUGGUGCUCUUGGAUAUUUGUUUUGAAGUACUUCUCUUCCAACACAGUACUUCUUGUAGCUGGUGUGAUGCUGUUAAUUGUAUUUACCACAUACAUCCUGAAAACCUUAAUAAAAGACUUGGAGACUUUUGUACCUAA
Pelodiscus sinensis (Chinese soft-shelled turtle) is the source of this 4317-nucleotide messenger RNA. NCBI's taxonomy places the organism in Eukaryota, Metazoa, Chordata, Testudines, Trionychidae. The record is from RefSeq and is a predicted model, not a curated record.